Molecule: messenger RNA, 876 nt
Organism: Anastrepha obliqua
Lineage: Eukaryota; Metazoa; Arthropoda; Insecta; Diptera; Tephritidae
Exons: 1
Coding region: 1-876 (291 amino acids)
Source: RefSeq, a predicted model, not a curated record
AUGAUUUAUGAAGACGCCUCAGGUCAACAACAUUUGAGUGGCUACAUUGGCCGUCUGAUGAUCGCCUUUGCGGAAAAGUACAAUGUCACAUUCCAAUAUUUACAUCCGGUCACACCAGGUGACGGUCUACAUUUGAGCGUUCUAAGUGAUUAUGUCACGGAAGGUAUGUUGGACUUGGCAAUCACUUUCGUCUCAACAGCUUUUCAUGUGCAUAUCAACUAUUCUAUGAAGUCGUAUCCAGUGGAGUCAAUUGAAUGGUUUAUUGUAUUGCCAUGCCCGCAACCGCUUGAGUAUUCGAAAAUAUACUUGAUGGUCGUCACGACACAGGUCAUCACAAUUUUAGCGGUUUUGGGUUUCCUCUUCUCAAUUCUGGACAAUUUUAUAAAGCAUAAAUUCUACAAAAAGUCAAAUGACUUCAAUUUGGUCAAUGUAUUAGUUAAUGAAAAUAUUUUCCGCGGCGUUCUUGGUCUUUCCCUACUCAUACGGAACCGGCCAAUUCUUUCAAUGAAAAUAUUUUACACUUUUCUUUUUCUACUCGGCCUCUUCGUUAACAACCUGUAUUCAGCUUACUUCCAAUCGUUGCUCAUGAGCCCUCCACUAAAGCCGAGAAUUCUUACAUUCGAUGAUAUGCGACGGGCUAAUUUCAAAGUCAUGCUCAACCGCAAUGAAAUCGAAAUUGUCCAACAAGCUAUGGGACCUGCUUUCAAUAAAACAUUCAAGGAUAUAUUACAACUAGAGGAUACCAAAACAAUUAAGCGUCACCGUGGUGAGUAUGACACAACAUUUGGCUAUAGUAUGCCGGAAUCAAUUUGGUCUAUUUUCGAGUUACAACAACAAACAUUCGAAAAAAAGUGUUCUGUUUGGCUCCAACGUUAA